Messenger RNA from Schizosaccharomyces japonicus yFS275, 2052 nucleotides. Its product is annotated as vacuolar membrane alkaline phosphatase. The record is from RefSeq and is a predicted model, not a curated record. The transcript has a single exon. NCBI's taxonomy places the organism in Eukaryota, Fungi, Ascomycota, Schizosaccharomycetes, Schizosaccharomycetales, Schizosaccharomycetaceae. Bases 48 to 1655 code for a protein of 535 amino acids. Gene Ontology annotation, biological process: nicotinamide nucleotide metabolic process. Gene Ontology annotation, molecular function: alkaline phosphatase activity; phosphatase activity; zinc ion sensor activity. Gene Ontology annotation, cellular component: fungal-type vacuole; fungal-type vacuole membrane.
CAGACGAACACGAAAACAGACUUACCCAGAACCAACUACUGAGCUAAAUGCCGUCGGAGACAUCGCCAUUGCUGCCAACGAGCAACGCGCAGCCUGUGCGCCCGCGGACACGCAUUUUUACCCGCAAGAACGUGUUUAUUCUUGCUCUUGCUAUUACAGCUACGCUGCUUUUCUUUUUGCCUCAUUCAAAAAGUCAGAAUCCUACUCCAGCCCCGGAUACGAAGCCAAGAAAUGUGAUUAUGAUGGUUUCCGAUGGAAUGGGACCGGCGUCGCUGGCGCUUGUUCGCGGUUUGCAAAAAUACCGCACACAUGAUGAAUCACUCACGCUGAACUUGGACAAGCAUUUGCUUGGUUCGUCGCGUACACGUUCUUCAUCCAGUUUGAUCACCGACAGUGCUGCUGGAGCCACGGCCUUUUCCUGUGCGACGAAGUCGUACAAUGGAGCCAUUGCCGUAACAGACGAUCAUAACGCGUGUGGUACUGUUUUGGAGGCAGCAAAGGAUGCUGGUUACAUGACCGGAAUCGUUGUUACAAGUCGUCUGACGGAUGCUACUCCGGCUUCAUUCUCAGCACAUGCAUCGCACCGUUCUAUGCAGGAUCUGAUUGCCGAGUAUCAGGUCGGUAUGGGACCUUUGGGUCGCUCAGUAGAUUUGUUCUUUGGCGGCGGUUUGUGCUCUUUCUUGCCAAACACAUCGCUCUCUUCUUGUCGUUCUGAUGACAAAGAUUUAAUUGAUUAUGCUGCAAACGAGCAGAACUUCACCGUUCUCCUUGACCGCUCUUCAUUCGACGAGGUCAGCACAAACCAACUUCCUAUUCUCGGUAUCUUCUCUGACUAUCAUUUAAACUUCAACGUUGAUCGUGACAACACUCAGCAGCCUGCUCUCUCGGAGAUGGUAGCCAAGGCCUUGGACAUUUUGACUGAAGCUACAAAGGACUCUGAAAAGGGCUUUUUUCUCCUUGUCGAGGGAAGUCGCAUUGAUAUGGCCGCCCACAAUAACGAUCCCGUUGGCCAUGUUUACGACGUAAUUGAGUAUGACCGCACGUUUGGUGACAUUGUCGACUAUGCUAAGUCACAUCAAACUGUGGUCGUUUCAACAUCCGACCAUGAGACGGGUGGACUUACUGUGGGUCGCCAGCUGACAGAUGACUAUCCGGUGUACCGUUGGUUUCCUGAAUACCUUGCCGAAGGCACACACUCUGUGGAAUAUCUCGCUCGUGCACUUUAUGCCACUGAGCUUAGCAACGAUCGUCUUCCCAAAUAUGUGCGUGAGACCAUUUUGCCCGGUUUGGGCGUUGUGAGCCCUAACGAAGAAGAGGUGCUUUCCGUUAUGGAAGCUGGUAAGGAUUUGAACAAGCUUAUUCUUGCUCUCUCCAACGUUAUUAGUCGUCGUGCUGAAAUCGGCUGGUCUACCCAUGGACACACCGCUGUUGACGUGAAUAUUUAUGGUUAUGGCCCUCAUGUCAAGCGUCUUCGUGGUAACCACGAGAAUACCGAGGUUGGCGCGCUUUUGCAAGCUGCUUUGGGUGUUAGUCUCGAUGCAGUGACGGCUCGUUUGUCGAAUGCUACAGUAGUUGGAAACCAAUUGCUCCUUAGUGAAGACCUUCGGGCUUUCGAAGAAACGGAUUCCUAUCUUGGCUGCCACCAGGAUCUUUAAUCGGUCAAUCUGAAUUAGAAGGAAAUGGCCGUUGAUACUUAGACGUAAGGAUGAAGCGCUACCAUACCAUUUAAUUCUAAACUAAUUUUCUGAGCGGCGUAUUACUUGCAGUGUACAGCUCAUAUUAAAGCACCUGCGCGUAAAUGUUCGUCGUUGCUAUACACAAUCUUUCUUCUGUUUUCGUUUUACUUUCGUCUCUUAAUUUAACCCUGUUCAUACUACUUGUAAACCCGGUUCGUCUCAUCGACUUUGAAUAGUAUGCUACUAUCUUGCUAAGGAAUGUAUUUCCCCCUAGUUGCAUAACAGCUUAAAUUCCAAAAAUGGUCCUUUGUUAGAUAAUAGUAAUUUCUAUCACGUCCAUUACAUCGUAUUCCGAGCUUUUAGGAGCAACAAUUAG